This is a messenger RNA of Ilex paraguariensis (yerba mate), 204 nucleotides long. The record is from the annotation of a GenBank genome assembly. Lineage: Eukaryota; Viridiplantae; Streptophyta; Magnoliopsida; Aquifoliales; Aquifoliaceae.
AUGGAUAUGGAGAUACCUGUAUUUGUUAAUGCUGAUGUUGGGUCUCAGGGGAGAGUCCCACCUCCUCCAAAUGUAGGAAUAGGUGAAGAGCCUAAUGUUGAUGACAAUGAACGUAAUGUUAAAAAUGAUGAUAGGGAUGCAAAUAGGCAUGAAGUUGAUUAUGUAAAUGGGGAUAAACAUACGGGUGCUGGUGAUGAAAGAUGA